AUGCAUCGGAUCCGUGGAUUCACGAAGCGUGGCGAUCGACAGGGCGACUCGCAGCUGGCGUCGCCCACCUUGUCGACCUCGCCCAUUCUUCGCGGCUCGCCGAGCAUGCCGUCGAUCCAGUUUGCCGGCGCAGAAAAAGCGUCGCGUUCCAUCCGUUUCGGCCAGGCCGGCGCGCCGAGUCCGGCCCUUGCGAACGGCGAGACGCGCACCGCGGAUCUUGUACCGUCCGUGCCAGAGUCUGCGCAGAAGCAAAAAGGGCUGCGCAGAUCGAUGUCAGAGCAUCAAAUGGACGCGCCGCGUGUUGAAAAACCGCGUAAAUCCAGCGCGGAUGGCGCUUGGCCCGCUCGUCGCUGGCGCGGUAUUCUUCGCAGCGUUUCCCAUGGGGACGAAAAAGCAGCAGAGGCGGACGAUGCUUCCACGCGCGCGGUCAAGACGCGGUCGCCCGCGCCGAAUGCAACCGCGCCGCUGUCUCCCAGUCUUGUCCCGAGUUCCCAGACCUGGGUGCGCUCCACGCCCUCGGAGCCCAUAUGGAACAGGAAACACCGAUAUUUGCGCUCAACGCAGCGCGAUGCAGAUGACCCUGUGGUGCCUGUGUCAUUGUCGCCGACUGCGCAUACUCACGAAGCGAGCACGUCUGCCGAGCUGCGCAGUUCGCUUCCUUCGCCGCGCCCCGACGGCGUGCAGCCGCGCUUGCUGAGCGCCGUGCCAUUCAAGGCGCUUGGUCCCGCUGCGCAAGCGCCCGUCCACGAGCGCAGCCCCUCACUCAAGAGCACGAACAGUGCUUCCAAAACCCCCGACGACCUUGCCGCGCUCGCAUCCGCUGCUGUCGGCCAGGAGAGUGUGAGCUCUGAUUCCGAGGCGGUGCGCAACGCCAUGUGGCUCUCAGAAGAACGUGAGCGCCACGUUGCGUACCAAGCGCGGCUCACGCAAGCCUUGCCGCAGCGGCGUAGCGCUGUUUUCGACGACGCCUCCGACGGACAGCACAUUGACUUUUUGGACGUGGAAGAAGGCAGCAUGGAGCGCCGCACCGCACGCUCCGACCCACCCAGCAGCAUCACCGGGACCGAGCUGUACCAUGAUCCGCCUGGCGUGUCGGAAAUGCCGCACAACCCCCAAGACGAUCCGCUCAAGAUCUUGCACGAGGAACAGGAGCGUGAGCGUGCACUUUUGGAGCGCGACGCACAGCUGCGGCAUCAGGAGCUGGAGCGCGAGCGCGAGCGAAGAAAGCGCCAGGAACGCGAGCUCCAGCUCCAGCGCGAGAAGGAAGAGCGCCGCCGCGAAGAGCUCCGUGCAGCAGAGACCGAACAAGAAGAGCAGCGCAAGCAGAUGCUCCAGAAAGAGAGUGCAAUCCGCGAGCGCGAGCGCCGCGAAUUGCUGCGCCAGCAGGAAGAGAUUGCCGAGCGCAAACGCGAAGUGGUGCGCCAGCGCAAGCUGCGCAAGGUCCGCGACGUCAAGAUCCGCGACAUGCGCAACGUUCACCGCGAGCGCCCAAAACCAGCGCCCGAGCAGCGGGUCUUGGGCCGUUCCGAAGAGCGCGCCGAAGCCGAGCGCGCCGAGGCCGAGCGCAUCGAAGCCGAGCGCGUGCGUCUGGAGCGUGAAAUGUGCGAGGCAAUGGAGCGUACCGAGGCCAAGAAACGCCUCGUGGCCGACUCAAUUGAGAAGGAGCGUCGGAUGCGCCUCACUGCCGAACUUCGCGCGCUGGAAGACGCCGAGGCAGAGCGCGUGACAGCGAUCAGGCGCGAAGCCCUUGCAUGGGAGCAAGCCGAGCGUGAGAAAGCCGAGCGCCGCGAAGCCGAGCGCCGCAUCAAGAUGCAAGCGGAGAAAGUGCACGAGGAAAAGUUGGAGCUGGAGCGUAUCGCGCACGAGCGCCGCGAAAAAGAGCGCAUGGCGAAGCUCGAGGCCGAGCGCUUAGCGAGCGAGCAGGCCGAGCAGGAGCAGGCGCGCAAGCGAGAAAUCGCGGCGCGAGCAGAGCGCGAGCGAGUGGAGCGCAUAGAGCGCGAGGAGCAAGAGCGCCUCGCACGCAAAGAACGGAGCGAGCGCCUUGCGCGCGAGCAAAAAGAAGCGGCAGAGCGCGAGCGCGAGCAAGAAAAGCGGCGCGCGGACGAGGCCGAGCAGCAGCGCAAGGCCGAGUACGAGCACCUGGAGCAGGAGCGCAUCAUGAUCGAGGAAAAAGCGCUGAAGCGUGCAAAGCGCGAGGCCGAGGACGAGGACCGCGUUGUGCGUACGCGCGCGCGAAAAAACGAGGAGUACGACGAGGACGGCGAGUCGUCUGUCGCCGCGUCAGACCUUACCUCGCUGGUCGACGACGCAGAGUCCAACAUUUCGCAGCUCAUGCACCGAAAGCUGGAAAUUAUCUCGAAGCGCACGUCGAAUCUGGGCCUGCAAGGCAUCCUUGCACGCAAAGUGCCCGCGCCCGCGAUCCCCGAAGACGCCGUGCCCGACACAAACCACGCUCCCCGCGCGCCAACGCUGCGCUUUGCCCUCACACAUCCCCCCGAGCCCGUCGACGAAGAAGGCAUCCAGCCGCAUCCCGGCAUUCCAUGGAUCAAUGCCGCGAUGCGAACCUCUCUUUUACACGCCGCCCCCGCGCCGACUCGCAUUCUUUUGGACGCGCCGGACCGUGCACAAGGCGCCGUGUCUGGCCUGCUCAAAGUCGCUGCGGACUUUGUGCAGUCUGCCGGACCAACACGCGUCGAGCCUGUGGGAGCACACACCGACGCAGUGCGCUACUUUGACGGCUUUUGCAUGCACGGCCUGGCAAACUGCGACACACCACGCAGCGACGCGUCAAACUGUGCGCUUGGCGAGCCUGCCAUCAUGCGCUGCCUCGCUGCGCGCCUCGACUUUUCCGAUAUUUGGCACUUGGCCAGUAUCGCGCGCGGCGCACGUCACGUGCUCACCACGCCGUCCUUUUUGGACAUGCUCCUGCAGCGAUACCUCGGGAGCAUUGGCUACCAGUCGUGGCCCGACGACCAGGACCCGCUUCCGAUCUCGCUCUACGACUGCCACGCAUUCCUUCUCUACCCCAUUGUCAAGGACGAGCUGCAAAUGGCCGGCGACGCCUACCUUGUCGGCGCCCACCGGCUCGACCGCCGCAUUCCGCGCCUCGCUCGCUCGACAACGCGCGCCUACAGCAAGAUCCUCGCGCGCGUCCGACUCCAGCCAAACAGGAGCGUGCCAUGUGGCAGCGCGCGCGUCGAUGUGCGUACCGGCACAAGCUUUGCCCAGCGUCCUCUCCACCCGCCGUACCAAGCGGGCCGCGCGACGGUGUUUCGCGUUUGGACUCCCGAGGACCAAGGUACGGACGAGUUCUUCGGCACGGAGCUGCAGCGUGCCGAGCGCGAGCUGUUUAUUGCGGGCAUUUGGCGCUACUUGAACCGCGGCGAUAUGGUGCUCAACACGGCCAAGUGCGAUCAGUACAACGACGCGCGCUACAUUUUCAACGGCGAGAGUUUCAUGCCGCUUCCUGCUACCUACGACCCGAUCGGCCACUUGCCGUCGUUCAUGAACAUGCUCCUCUACCCGCCGACGCUUUACCACGGCGUUGUCCGCUACUCGGGCACCUCCCCCGUAAUUUACCUCGAUAUCCUGCCGUGGCGUGCGCAGAUCAUACGCUCCGCACAGCUCGUGCGCGAUAACGUCGAGACGAUUGGCGCUAAUGGACAGCAGUACCGCAUCGCAAAGUGGCUCUACCGGGCAGUGUUUACGAUCGAUAUGCCGGCCACCGACGCUGCGUUUGACGAAGCACCGUACGGUGCGCACCACGACUGGAACGGAACGGUGGUCCUCGAGGCAGAGGGCACGGCAGAGCAUGCGCGCGAGCUCAUUGAGCGGUGCAUUGCGCCGAAUGAGCCGGGAUCGUUGCGCGCCGCACUGCUGGAUGUAUGCAUGUCGGGCGCAAACGAACAUGCGACGGUGCCCGAAAUCGAGCCGUACCAUGACGAGACGCCCUCUUCCACGUACCCAUGGAUGCUCGUCCGCGAGCGCAGCCGUGCCGGUUUUAUUUGGCUGAGCAUGACAUAG
Messenger RNA from Malassezia vespertilionis, 4023 nucleotides. RefSeq lists its product as uncharacterized. The record is from RefSeq and is a predicted model, not a curated record. Bases 1 to 4023 code for a protein of 1340 amino acids. The transcript has a single exon. NCBI's taxonomy places the organism in Eukaryota, Fungi, Basidiomycota, Malasseziomycetes, Malasseziales, Malasseziaceae.